This is a messenger RNA of Tricharina praecox, 1872 nucleotides long. Its product is annotated as concanavalin A-like lectin/glucanase domain-containing protein. Gene Ontology annotation, biological process: carbohydrate metabolic process. Gene Ontology annotation, molecular function: hydrolase activity, hydrolyzing O-glycosyl compounds. The transcript has 2 exons. The record is from RefSeq and is a predicted model, not a curated record. Bases 363 to 1742 code for a protein of 459 amino acids. NCBI's taxonomy places the organism in Eukaryota, Fungi, Ascomycota, Pezizomycetes, Pezizales, Pyronemataceae.
CCCGUGAGCACCUGUACCCGUGUCUCCUACUCCAGUUCCGCUCCCACCUUACAUAAUACGGACAAUUGUUCACCUUCGCCUUUUUCGGAUUCCUGGUGUCUCGUCUUUCCCAUCACCACUCCAUCUCUCUUCUUCCAGUUCGGUUCCAUUCUCCCUUCAUUUCUCCCUUUGUUUCCUCGUCACAGGAUAUCCCGGCGCAUUCCAACUCCCACACCAGCUCGCUCCCCCUCCUCGUUUCCCUCCUCGUCCACCGCCGUAGCUGUCGAAGAAACACGCUCGUUCUUUACCCAAAACUCUUCGUACUACCUAAUUCAACUCCUCUCCCGAUCCUCACCCCCUCGCACCCCGCCAACUUUGUCUUCAUGACCGCACGGCCACCAGUACGCACAAGCGCUGGGAACCGCGGGUCCUCCUCCUUAAGCUCUGUGCCCGUGCUCCCCGCCGCCUCGCACGGGGAUUCCAUCACUCCCGUAGGCGGAAGGACACCGUACGCAUCGGCGCCCGCAUCAGUGCUGGGAUCGACGACCGGAUUCACGUCGCAGCCGGGUUUGCGAGUGCCUGGCCGCUACUUUCACAGCAGACGUAUAAAGAAGGAGGACGUGCGGAAGCCGUGGACGGAGACCAAGGACCCGCGCGAGAAGUGGGUGACCAUAAUACCCUGCGUCGGACUGCUGGUCGGCUUGGUGGUGUGUGCGCUGUUGGUCUGGUCCGGCCUCAAGUCAGUCGUCAAUCACAAAUACUGUCCCGUGUUGAUGGAGGAUUGGAGUGGUGGGUUCGAUGAGAACAUCUGGACGAGGGAGGUGGAGGUGGGAGGGUUUGGGAACGGUCAAUUCGAAUACACGACCAACCUCGAAGAGAACUCGUAUGUCGAGGAUGGUGCGUUGCACAUCCGACCGACACUUAUGGACGAAAAGCUCCUCACGACCAACGGUGCCAUCCUCAAUCUCACGCAGAUGGGCAUCUGUUCAUCGGACGUUCCGUUCAACUGUGUUUCCUCCACUAACACCACGAACGGAACCAUCAUCAAUCCGGUGAAGUCGGCGCGUAUCAGCACGAAAAAGGGCGCAUCCAUCACGUACGGGCGGAUCGAGGUGGUGGCCAAACUUCCGGCGGGCCUUUGGCUAUGGCCAGCGAUCUGGAUGAUGCCCGUCGAUGACACGUACGGCCCAUGGCCCGCGUCGGGCGAGAUCGAUAUCGCCGAGAGUCGUGGAAACAACGCAACGCACCCGCAAGGCGGGAACGACAUCAUCUCGUCUACGCUCCACUGGGGCCCCGAUCCGGCCAACAACGCGUGGUGGAGGACAAACGUUAAGCGAAAGGCUCUGCACACCACCUACGCGGAUAAAUUCCACACGUUCGGCCUCGAGUGGAGCGAAAACUACAUCUUCACAUAUGUCAAUUCCCGCCUGCUGCAGGUUCUCUACACAAACUUCGACCAGCGUCUUUGGGACCGCGGUGCCUUUCCUCUCGCCAAUAGAAAUGGCACGAGGUAUAUCGAUCCGUGGGCCAAGACGGGCAGACAGAACACUCCGUUCGACCACCCGUUCUACCUGAUCCUCAACGUCGGUGUGGGCUCCACCAACGGCUGGUUCGAGAACGGCAAGCACGGCAAACCAUGGGUCGACGGCAGCAAGACGGAGAGGAAAGAUUUCUGGGACAGGAAAAACGAGUGGUAUCCAUCGUGGCAGAAAAACGGUGAGAUGAUCGUCAAGAGCGUCAAGAUGUGGCAGCAGUGCGACUGAAGGUUUGAGACUCAACCGUGACCCGUUUUACAUGUGUACAAGCGAAUGCACACUUCUUCACCUCUGUUUCCGGUUGGGAAUGUUGUCUUUUUUUUUCCUCUUUUCUUUCUGUCCAAGAUCUCAUGUUUUC